Xyrauchen texanus (razorback sucker) is the source of this 2212-nucleotide messenger RNA. It is a transcript of the gene galr1b, whose product is annotated as galanin receptor 1b. The transcript has 3 exons. NCBI's taxonomy places the organism in Eukaryota, Metazoa, Chordata, Actinopteri, Cypriniformes, Catostomidae. Bases 361 to 1401 code for a protein of 346 amino acids. The record is from RefSeq and is a predicted model, not a curated record. Gene Ontology annotation, biological process: negative regulation of adenylate cyclase activity; positive regulation of cytosolic calcium ion concentration; neuropeptide signaling pathway. Gene Ontology annotation, molecular function: galanin receptor activity. Gene Ontology annotation, cellular component: membrane.
GCUCUUUGACCCAACGACAUGGUUAUUGCUAUGACACACAAGAAAAAAUCGUUAUUAAUUAAACUUCUGAGAAGAUAUAAAACAUAUCACAGCACAGGACCAUUUUUUGAAUUGACCGUGUUCCAGCGUCUUUCCUGGACGGAAUACACAAUUUAGUAUGAAGUGCGUUUCACACCCAGCCGGUGCGUUUCCCAGCCUACCCGAGUACUCCACAAGUGAGCUCGCGCUUAACGGCGAAGAUGUGUCCGUGCGCGUUAACUUGUGAAAUUAUGAAUUUGAGAAGAUGAGAACAAGAAUUGAGGAGUGACUGUAGCACCUGAGUGCUUUUAUUUCGACCGGACUUCUUGAACCCAAGGAAACAUGGGGUCAUCCCAAAAUGAAACGAUAAUUUGGACGGAAGAGCACAUGGACACGAAUGACACGAUCGACACUUUUGGUCCGGAGGUAGUGGUUGUGCCCGUCAUAUUUGGAUGUAUAUUUUUCUUGGGAAUCAUUGGGAACACUCUGGUGAUUGUUGUCAUUGGGAAAAUAAAGUCGAGGCGCUCGAGAAGUACCACUAACAUUUUCAUCCUCAAUCUCAGUAUAGCAGAUUUAUGUUUUCUCCUGUUUUGCGUCCCUUUUCAGGCCACCAUAUACUCGCUUCCCGAGUGGGUCUUCGGGGCGUUUCUGUGUAAAUUUGUGCACUAUUUUGUCAUGGUCAGCAUGUUGGUGAGCAUUUUCACGCUCGUGGCCAUGUCCGUGGACAGGUACAUUGCCGUUGUUCUCUCCAAAAAGUCUCCCUGUAUUCGUAACCGGAAGAAUGCGCUUAUAGGCGUCUGUGUCAUUUGGAUGCUUUCCUUCGCCUUUGCCGUCCCGGUUGCGCAGCACCAAAUUUUGACGAAUCACCUCAAGGCGCCCAACAGCUCGUUCUGUUGGGAGAUAUGGACCGAACGGGUGGCCAAGCACACAUAUAAAGUAACCAUUCUAGUGAUGGGUUAUCUGUUACCCCUGCUUCUGAUCACAUGCUGUUAUGCCAAGGUAUUGUAUCACCUUCAUAAAAAGAUGAAAAAUAUGUCCAAGAAGUCUGAACGUUCAAAGCGAAAGACAGCUCAGACAGUGUUGUUGGUUGUCGCUGCUUUCCUCAUCUGCUGGAUGCCACACCAUAUCAUAGCUAUGUGGGUACAGUUUGGCCAGUUCCCCUUGAAUGAUGCUUCGUUUGCCUUUCGCAUCAUCUCUCACUGCCUGGCUUAUGGAAACUCCUGUGUCAACCCCAUUCUUUAUGCCUUCCUCUCUGAAAACUUUAGAAAAGCCUGCAAGCAGGUCUUCACGUGCCAUAUUUUUUACUCUCCUCCGCCAGCUGGGAAAGUGGUGCGCAUUCGCAUGGAAAACUUCUCUAUGACACAUUCCACUACAAACAUAUGAGACUUAAAACUUGUUAGAGAUUAAAAAGGGCAAAAAAAAAUUGUUUCUGCUUCAGUUUUCUAACAGAGAUGUGACUUAACAAAGACAGAAUAAAUGAAGGGGAUUUGUAUUUAAGUUACCUUGAGAAAGAAAAAGCCCAUAUAAUGCCUCAAUUCAUCAUGUAUCAAAGGCAUUUGCAUGUAAAAACAAUUUAUUGUGAACUCUUUUAAAAGUGUUUAAAAUGUGUUUAAAAGUCAUUUAACUUAUUUUGUUAAUGCUAAAUAUGUUUAAUAUGUGUUUAGGAUAGUUCGCCCUAAAAUGAGUAUUUUCAACAUUUACUCGCUCUCAAGUUGUUUAGAAUGUGAAUUACUUUCAUUCUUACGUAGAACACAAAAAGUCUAAAUGUUAGAGACUGACCUUUCAUUGUAUAUUUUUCCACACAAUGAAAGUACAGGGUGACUAAGGCUAACAUUCUGCAUUUUUGUUUUACACAGCAAGAAUAAAGUCAUACAGCUUUAGAAAUAUGUGAGGGUAACUAAAUAAAGACACAUUUUCAUUUUGGGGUAAAUAAUGGCUUUAAUGUUUUUGAAAUGAAUUAAAACCUCUGUAAAAAUUCAGAGCUAUUUAAUCAUAGGAUAAUUUUGUAAAUAUGUUUGAUAGACUCACUCUUCAAGAACAUGAUGUGCAUGAACCAUAGUAGUGGUUUGAACAUCAUUUUAUGUAGUGUAUGUGUGGAAAUUUAUCAAACUUAGAUUUAAACUUCACUAUUCAAUUGUAUGAUGUAAUUAUGUACUUCAGUAAUAUUGGUUAACAUGUAUUAUGUCCAGUUUUA